AUGCACCGGCCAAUAUGGCGGCGCAAGUUGCUUAUUAAGUCGGAAAUUUCCACCAUGUUGCUCUGUUUUAGCGGGGAUAAUUUCUCGUUAGUCGACAAGUUGGCGCCACCGCCGCGCUCAAUCUAUUCAUAUCUAUCUAUCUAUCUAUCUAUCUAUCUAUAUUCAUCAUAUCUAUCUAUCUAUAUUCAUCAUAUCUAUCUCAGUCUGUUUUAUAUCUAUCUAUCUAUCUAUCUAUCUAUCUAUCUAUCUAUAUAUAUAUAUAUAUAUAUAUAUAUUCUAUUCAUAUCUAUCUCAGUCUAUUCAUAUCUAUCUAUCUAUCUAUCUAUCUAUCUAUCUAUCUGGUCAUAUCUAUCUAGCAAUAUAUCUAUCUAUCUAGGUCUAUUCAUAACUAUUUAUCUAUCUUAUUUAUUUAUAUCUAUCUAUCUAUCAAUGUUCAACAUUAUCUCAAAUCAAUCAGUAGGUCAGGAAUUUAUCUAUCUAUCUAUCUAUCUAUCUAACUAUCUAUCUAUCUAUCUAUCUAUCUAUCUAUCUCAGGCUGUUCAUAUCUAUCUAUCUAUCUAUCUAUCUAUCUAUCUAUCUAUCUAUCUCUUCAUAUCUAUCUAUCUAACUAUCUAUCUAUCUAUCUAUCUAUCUACCACACUCUCUUCCUAUCUAUCUAUCUAUCUAUCUAUCUAUUUCAGUCUCUUCAUAUCUAUCUAUAUAUCUAUCUCAGGCUGCUUCUUUUUCUAUAUCUGUUCAUCGUUCAGUGACGCCCAUUUCAUGCAAUCUAUUCCAAACAAUGGCAUGACGUUGACAUUUCCCUCUCUGUCCAGCCUAAUCAAGCCGAUCUAUUUCUUUCCGCUAAUAUCUAUCUAUCUAUCUAUCUAUCUAUCUAUCUAUCUAUCUAUCUAUCUAUCUAUCUAUCUAUUUAAGCAUGUUCAUGCAUAUCCAUUUAUCUAUCUUCGAUUUUUCGGUAUCUAUCUAUCUAUCUAUCUAUCUUGGUCAUAUAUCAUUAUCUAUCUAUCUAUCUAUCUAUCUAUCUAUCUAUCUAUCUAUCUAUCUAUCGAUCGAUCGAUCGAUCUGUUUCUCUGUUCGUGUAUAUCUAGCUACCUAUUUAAGCCUGUUCAUGUAUAUCCAUUUGUCUGUUUUCGCUUUUUUCGUUAUCUAUCUAUCUAUCUAUCUAUCUAUCUAUCUAUCUAUCUAUCUGUCCGUUCGUGUAUAUCCAUCUAUUUCAAAAAGAUCUAUCUAUCUAUCUAUCUAUCUAUCUAUCUAUCUAUCUAUCUAUCUAUCUAUCUAUUUGAGCCUGUUCUUAUCUAUCUAUCUAUUCCAUUAAUAGCAAUUCACUUCCUUCCGUGUUAUCUUUCUUGCUUUUAUUUGUCUUACUAUCUUUCUCCUCGCUUGGUGUUUUUUUUUUUCUCUCUCUUCCCAAAACUGUCGUCUGCCUUGUUACUUUCUAUCUUCACCACUAAUUACUUGCUUGCUUAA
Acanthosepion pharaonis is the source of this 1464-nucleotide messenger RNA. The record is from the annotation of a GenBank genome assembly. Lineage: Eukaryota; Metazoa; Mollusca; Cephalopoda; Sepiida; Sepiidae.